Molecule: messenger RNA, 612 nt
Organism: Mesocestoides corti
Lineage: Eukaryota; Metazoa; Platyhelminthes; Cestoda; Cyclophyllidea; Mesocestoididae
Source: the annotation of a GenBank genome assembly
AUGGCUGAGAGGCUCGUUCGGUUUAUAGAAGAAAUCCUGAAGUCGCAGGAUACCUUGGUGGACAAACUCCGGUUAAACAAUACAACCCUGCGUUUUCAACGCAAGAAACUCUUUGAUCAGCAGCGACAAAAGGAGGAGAUGGGUGAAGUCUUGCACGAGGUCGAUUUUGAACAAUUAAGAAUCGAAAAUGCACAGUUCCUCGAGAUCAUAGAUGAGAAGAAUCAGGAGCUGCUGCACCUGAAGCUAACGGCUGGACGUAUACUCCAAGCAUCUACCGCCUUACGAAGAAAAUUACAUCAAGUCAUUCAGGAAUCCGCGACGUUACAAGUCGAGAUAAAGAGUCGUGAAGAAAUGCUCGUCAGGACUAAAGCAGAAAUUGAGCUAGUCAAAAGGGAAGCGAAACAGAUCGAAGCACAAAUUGCCAACUUGCGACAGCUUAUGGCUGACUACAGUGUGCCGCCCGUCAUGAGCUAUGUGGACAGUGUUCGUGAAAUGCGCCGACUCAAGCGCAAAGCGAAGAUUCAGGAACGAAAGGUCGAAAUUGCAAAGAUAAACCUCAACAGGUACCGACGCAUGUGGCAACACCUCAAGCAAGCUGAUGUCAUGCCCUAG